Molecule: messenger RNA, 420 nt
Organism: Cylicocyclus nassatus
Lineage: Eukaryota; Metazoa; Nematoda; Chromadorea; Rhabditida; Strongylidae
Source: the annotation of a GenBank genome assembly
AUGAACUCCAUCAUUUUGCUCGACAAAAUGGCGAAAAUGUGUUCAAAUGCUGAGAGCAACCGCAGUGCUCCGAAGGAUUGUGAAACGGUAGAAACGAGAAGUCGGAGCUCGUCACCUUGUACUUCCACAAGUGAUCAGAGCCGAGUCAGCACUCCACCCGAGGAGGCACCAAUCCAAAGGGCUAAGAAAGCCGUAUUCAACAUGUUAUAUCAGUAUCAGGCGAUUCCUGUACGGGCGAAGAUCCUGGCUGACUGCAUACUAUCCACCCUGGAAGAAUCCGAAAUCAACAACUUGCUCGAAAGUGCGGGAUGGUCUCGGAGUGACUACCUCCGAGGUUAUAGAACAAUGGGCGACGGCGCUAAUGUCGGCGACCCUCGUUGGCGGCGUUGUCAUCGACUGCCGUUACACCGAGAUAGAUGA